Molecule: messenger RNA, 1179 nt
Organism: Brenthis ino (lesser marbled fritillary)
Lineage: Eukaryota; Metazoa; Arthropoda; Insecta; Lepidoptera; Nymphalidae
Source: the annotation of a GenBank genome assembly
AUGUCCUUCGAGUACUUGCCCGUAGCCGAAGAUGAAAAUGAAGAACCCAUAGAACUUCCAAUCGAAGAAGAUGGGACUUUGAUGUUAACAACAGUGUCUGCGCAAUUUCCUGGAUGUUGUGGACUUAAGUAUCGACAUCCCGAGACGAAAACGUUCAGAGGUAUCAGAUUAAGAGAUGGUAGGUUGUACCCACCUCCAGAAGGUUGGGGCAAUUAUUUAUACAUCUGUAGUUUUCCUAAGGAAAAUAAACGAAAAUCAGGCGAAAAUUCUGAAACAUCUUCCAUCAAAAGUAAAAGAAAUGAUAAUUUGUGCUCUGAUUUAAUAGUAUUGGGAUUGCCAUGGAAAGCUACAGAGCAAACUGUUCGUGAAUAUUUUGAAAAAUUCGGUGAAGUUUUAAUGGCACAAUUGAAACGCGACCCUAAAACUGGUAUGUCAAAAGGCUUUGCUUUUAUUCGAUUUUCAUCAUAUACAUCUCAGAUGAGAGUGUUGGCACAGAGACAUAUGAUUGAUGGUCGUUGGUGUGAUGUGCGAAUACCAAAUUCUAAAGAAGGUUCUGUUGCUUCUAUGCCAUGCAAAGUUUUUGUUGGGCGUUGUACUGAGGACUUAUCAGCUAAUGAUUUGAGAGAAUAUUUCUCACAAUUUGGAGAAGUUACAGAUGUGUUUAUUCCAAAACCUUUUAGAGCCUUCAGCUUUAUCACAUUUUUGGAUCCAGAAGUUGCACAAAGCUUAUGUGGUCAAGAUCAUAUUAUAAAAGGUGUAUCUGUAAAUGUUUCUAAUGCAUCUCCUAAACAAAAUAAAAGUGGUUCAAAUCAACGAAACUUACCUAGUAGAAAUUAUGAAGAGGGUCAUCCUCAUAACUCCUCAAAUAACAACUCCUGGAGUAGCCGGAAUAUGGAUAUGGUGAACAUGCAAGCUUUAGGCCUAUCUGGGCAACAUGGUCAAACUGCAGUAGCUGGAGGAGGUGGUCAAGGGCAAGGUGGCAAUAUGCCUCUUGGGAUGGGUGGGCUACCAGUAAACCAGGCACUAGUUGCAGCAGCAUUAAACCAAGCAGCUGGUUGGGGUCUCAUAAACAACAUACCAUCAGGUGGUUCUGACCAAGGUGCGUUUGCAGGUCCUGCAUCAUCUGCUCCUGCACCACCUAAUUUUCUAUCAUGGAUGCAACAAGGUUUGGAUGGGGAG